This is a messenger RNA of Neoarthrinium moseri, 3033 nucleotides long. RefSeq lists its product as uncharacterized. Gene Ontology annotation, molecular function: phosphorelay sensor kinase activity; histidine phosphotransfer kinase activity. Bases 1 to 3033 code for a protein of 1010 amino acids. The transcript has 2 exons. The record is from RefSeq and is a predicted model, not a curated record. Lineage: Eukaryota; Fungi; Ascomycota; Sordariomycetes; Amphisphaeriales; Apiosporaceae. Gene Ontology annotation, biological process: protein autophosphorylation; phosphorelay signal transduction system.
AUGACGAUCCGCGGGGAACAACGCAUGGGCUUCUUCCCAAAAGCAGACGCCGCCGUUCUACAGUCAAAGCAUGAGCCUGAACGCAUUCGUCCCCAGACCGUCGGGCCUGUCUUCGAUACGGAACACGCAGGGCAGCCCAUCGACCCAUGGUCGCCUGCGGCCGCUAGAGAAUGCUAUCCUCUACCCGUCGAAGAUGGCGCACCCGCGACUAUCCCAGACGAGCCUUCUUGUCUCAGUGACCGUUAUCUCUACCCACUGUUGACCCAAAAUGAAAGGCUUAGGCUCACGAUGCUCUGGUACUACACCCGUGACACCCUUGGGGAUGCCGAGCUUCUCUCGCGGCUCCAGGAGAAGGCGUUCCUCGCCCAGGAGUCGAUAGGGUGGGAGUUCGCCAUCAUUGGUCUCCUGGGUAUUAACACCUACACGCGUCUGGCUACCUUUGGUCUGCCAUUGGCAAUCCUUCCGCGCCGUGAAAGUACCUGCGCCCACACAGUCAAUCAACCUCUCACGAAUGUUUUUCUUCUCCCUAACAUGGCCGAGGACUGGAGAUUUCGAGAGUCUCCGCACGUCGAGAUUGGUGGCCUUCGAUCGUAUGCUGGCGCUCCUCUCCGGCUUGAGACAGAGUUUGGUGAGGGUAUUGCUCUUGGUUCUCUUUGCGUCGCUUCAAACUCGGCCCAUGGAGCCUUGACAAAAGAACAGCAGGUUACGCUCACCCGUCUUGCUGAUUGGGCCGUCUCGGAUAUCAUUCAUUGUGCCAGAGCUAGACGCUUGCGGGAACGGCGCCGGAUGGCCGAGCUCAUCUCGAAGGCGCAAUACAAAGCCGAGGUGGAGUCCUCAGAAGAGGCCGUCAUGGAAAUCCUGCGGGCGGUAUAUCCCAAGGCUUUGAUUGAAGUGCAGUCAUCCAAGGCAUCUCAGAUCGGGAUCGCGAGGCGGGGCCCCAUUUCAGCCCAUGAGCUCGAAGGCGGUCUCUGGGAAGACGUCGACUAUAUCGACGACUUUAUUGAGAACUACAAUCACCAGGAGCCUCCAGUGGACAGGGUAAUACGGUUGAUUGCCGCCCAGUGUGAUGCACCGUCCGGGCCAUCCUUCCUAGUUGUGGCCUCCAACGAGCUCCAGCUGGUUUUCGACGAUGUCGACUCCUGGUUCGUCCAGACAUGUGCGGCAAUGCUCACCAAGGUCUGGCACAAACGCCUACUGCGGGAGGCUGUGACAGCGAAAGAAACAUUCCUCCGGAGUGUGACACACCAGCUUCGAACCCCGAUUCACGGUAUUAUGGGCUCUAUAGAGCUUCUCUCCGAGGAGUUGAAAACGCAGAACGUGCCUCAGAACAGCGAGCUCGGGGCAACCAUACUUUCGAAGGAUGACGUACAGUCAAAGAUUCGAAGAACAGGCGGUGGCUUUGCGACGAAAGUUGCCGACCCCCUCAUUUACAUCCAAACGAUCCAAACAGCAGCGCAGGAUCUGAUUUCAAUCGUCAACAGCAUCAUCACUCUUAAUCGGUGGGCUGACAUCGCCAUGGCUGAACGGUCUGAUGCUCUACAUUCGAUUUACGAGCUUCAGGAGGGAAUAUCAAACGAAUUAUCGAAAGCCAUGUAUGGAAACACUCGCUAUACAGCCACGACGUUCUUUGUUCACGACUUCGCCUCCAGUUACAACAUAUUCAUUGAUUCGAACCUGCUGAGGGACACCUUGCUGCCAUUGAUUCUGAACGCAAUGCAAAACACACCAGGAGGUGUCAUCAAUAUUACUGCUUCAGUACGGCAGAGCAGUAGGGAGCUCGUAGUCGACAUUGAGGAUACUGGUUGCGGCAUUCAUCCCGAGGACCAGCAGCGUAUAUUCGAGGCUUUUGAGAAAGUCGAUGUGCACUCGAUAGGAGCUGGAUUGGGACUUACUCUGGCUUCCAAAUUCGCGACACUACUGGGUGGAUCGGUAACACUGAUGUCUUCUGUCCUGAAGAAGGGUUCGCAUUUCAGAGCUCUAUUCCGAGACGUCACGUUUGCUUGUCCACGUACGCCGCCACAGCCCUCGACGGACAAACUCAAGUCUCUCCCUUCAACAUUCUACAAGAUUGCAUCAGGCUCUGGAGGCUCCCCUCUGUCCGACUAUUUUUCCACGUUUCUGACUUAUCAGGGCUUCGCUCCUUCGAGAGAUCUACAUGAUUCAUUAGUCAUCUUUGACUUCGUUUCAGACAAACCGCAACUCCAAAUGGUUUUGUCUCAGGUGCCUCCAGAGCAGGUAGCAAUCUGUCUUGUUCCGGCCUCAGCCGCCGAAGCAGCGUUGCCACGAAUCCAGCGAAACAUUGUAUAUAUCAAAGGCCCAUUUCUCAGCUCAACGUUGGAGGAAGCGCUUGUACAGGCCAAUGGGCUUGUCGCUGAUAUGAAAGUGUCGGGAGUUCCUUCUGUUCACGUAGCCGACACGCUACUGUCGUCGCCCAGCCCUACCUCGCAACCAGCAUCCGGGGCCAUUUCUCAACCAAGAGAUUCAGCAGAUGAUAUCCGAUCAGUAACCGCCCCAGAUGCUGAUCUUGCUGUUCUCCAAUCUUCUGCAUAUGAAACGGCGGCUAUUGAAAGAGGUAAACCAAUCAUACCAGUCUUCGUAGCCCCUACCAGUUCGACAAAGCCGGAAGCGCUACUGGUAGAUGAUAACGCCAUAAACCUGCGCAUAAUGCAGAUGUACUGCAACAAGAGGGGCAUACCGUAUCAUUGUGCGACCGAUGGCAAGCAAGCCGUUGAGUUGUACUUGAAACACCAGUCGACAGCUGCAACAGGAGGUAGAAGCAGGAUCGAGCUGAUUCUCAUGGACCUUCAGAUGCCGGUCUGCGAUGGCAUCGAAGCAACACGGAAAAUCAGGUCGUUGGAGAAGCAGAACAGCUGGCCAUCAAGUGUUCUAUUCAUUGUCACGGGUCAAGACAGCCCAAGUGACAGGACAGACGCCGAAGAUGCCGGGGCUGACAACUACUUUGUGAAGCCAGUAGGCAUCAAAUUGUUGGAUGAGGGUGUCAGACGGCAUUUCCCAGCAUUCGAGCCUAGCUGA